AUGGCGUUGAACACCCAAGUUAGAGACUCCACUGCUUCAGCUUUCCCAUGGAAAUACGAUGUUUUUUUGAGCUUCAGAGGCGAAGACACCCGCAAGGGCUUCACAGACUACUUAUACAAUGAGUUGCAGCGGCAAGGAAUCAGGACUUUCAGGGACGAUCCACAACUUGAAAGAGGCACAGCCAUCUCUUCAGAACUCCUCACAGCAGUAGAGCAAUCGAGGUUUGCGAUCGUUGUUCUUUCACCAAACUAUGCUACUUCCACGUGGUGCUUGCUUGAACUGUCUAAGAUUCUUGAAUGCAUGGAAGACAGAGGGGCAAUUUUGCCAAUCUUUUAUGAGGUGGACCCCUCUCAUGUGAGACAUCAAAGGGGCAGCUUUGCUGAAGCGUUUGAAAAACAUGAAGAGAAGUUUGGGAAAGGUAAUAAGAAGGUGGAAGGGUGGAGAGGUCCCUUAACUAAAGUGGCCAAUCUUGCUGGAUGGACAUCGAAGGAUUAUAGGUAUGAAACAGAGCUUAUCAGAGAGAUUGUACAAGCACUAUGGAGCAAAGUGCAUCCUAGUCUCACUCUAUGUGGUUCCUCAGAAAAGUUAGUAGGAAUGGAUACUAAGCUGGAGGAAAUGGAUGUUCUUUUAGAUAAAGAAGCAAAUAGCGUUCGCUUUAUAGGGAUAUGGGGGAUGGGUGGUAUAGGUAAAACAACCCUUGCCAAACUAGUUUAUGAGAAAAUCUCUCAUCAAUUUGAAGUUUGCAUCUUUCUUUCUAAUGUCAGAGAGGUUUCCGCAACCCAUGGUCUAGUUCGUCUACAAAGACAGAUUCUUUCCCAAAUCUUGAAGGAAGAAAAUGUUCAAGUAUGGGAUGUUUAUAGUGGAAUCACCAUGAUAAAGAGAUGUUUUUGUAAUAAAGAGGUUCUUCUAGUUCUUGACGAUGUGGAUCAAUCAGAGCAACUGGAAAACUUGGUGGGAGAAAAAAACUUGUUUGGUUUAAGGAGUCGAAUCAUCAUUACAACUAGAGAUCGACAUGUACUAGUGACACAUGGUAUAGAAAAACCAUAUGAGUUGAAAGGAUUAAAAGAAGAUGAAGCUCUCCAGCUGUUUAGUUGGAAAGCCUUUUGGAAUGAUGAGCCUGAAGAAGAUUAUGCAGAACAAUGUAAGAGCUUUGUUAUGUAUGCUGGAGGUCUUCCGUUAGCUCUUAAAACUUUGGGGUCUUUCUUGUAUAAAAGAAGUCAACAUUCAUGGAGUUCAGCAUUGCAAAAACUACAACAAACUCCCAACCGAACAAUUUUUGAAAUACUGAAAGUAAGUUUUGAUGGACUUGAUGAGAUAGAGAAGAAAAUUUUUCUCGACAUUGCUUGUUUCCGCAAGUUGUAUGACAAUGAGUCUAUGAUUGAACAAGUAUACAGUUCCGACUUUUGCUCUCGUAUUGCAAUAGAUGUUCUUGUUGAGAAAUCUCUCUUAACUAUUCCAUUAGACAACCGGAUAGAUAUGCAUAAUUUGAUUCAUGAAAUGGGAUGUGAAAUUGUUCAUCAAGAGAAUAAAGAGCCUGGUAGACGCAGUCGAUUGUAUCUUCGCAAUGACAUUUUUCAUGUAUUCACAAAGAAUACGGGAACGGAAGCCAUUGAAGGCAUAUUGUUACACUUGGCUGAAUUAGAAGAGGCAGAUUGGAAUCUUGAAGCCUUCUCUAAAAUGUGUAAACUGAAGCUGCUCUACAUUCAUAAUUUGAGGCUUUCUUCUCUUGGCCCAAAAUAUCUUCCUAAUACCUUGAGAUUUCUGAACUGGAGUUGGUAUCCUUCAAAAUCUCUCCCACCAUGUUUUCAACCGGAUGAACUUACUGAACUUAGUUUGGUUCAUAGCAAUAUUGAUCAUCUCUGGAAUGAAAUAAAAUACUUGAGCAAGUUGAAAUCCAUCGAUCUUAGUUACUCCAUAAACUUGACAAGGACCCCAGAUUUCACAGGUAUUCAAAAUCUUGAGAAGUUGGUUCUUGAAGGUUGUACGAAUUUAGUUAAGAUUCAUCCAUCCAUUGCACUGCUUAAGAGACUCAAAAUUUGGAAUUUUCGAAACUGCAAAAGUAUAAAGAGUCUACCAAGUGAAGUGAAUAUGGAGUUUCUUGAAACAUUUGAUGUAUCUGACUGCUCAAAACUGAAAAUGAUUCCAGAAUUUGUGGGGCAAACGAAAAGAUUAUCAAAGCUUUGUUUAGGUGGGACUGCUGUUGAGAAACUGCCUUCAUCAAUUGAGCACUUGAGUGAGAGUUUGGUGGAGCUUGAUUUGAAUGGAAUUGUUAUAAGAGAGCAGCCAUACUCCUUUUUUCUUAAGCUGCUGAAUCUCAUAGUAUCAUCUUUUGGCUUAUUUACAAGAAAGAGUCCUCAACCUUUGGUUCCUCUGUUAGCUUCCUUGAAGCAUUUCUCUUUUUUGACGACAUUAAAUCUGAAUGACUGUAAUCUCUGUGAAGGAGAAAUACCCAAUGACAUUGGUUCUCUAUCCUCCUUAAAGAGGUUGGAUCUCAGAGGAAACAAUUUUGUUAGCCUUCCUGCAAGCAUUAAUUUGCUUUCUAAGCUUAAACAUAUUGAUGUGGAGAAUUGCAAAAGGCUUCAACAAUUGCCAGAACUUCCGGUAGGUGACUACUUAUGGGUGAGAGCCGACGAUUGUACUUCCUUACAAGUGCUUCCAGAUCCACCAGAUUUCUGCAGAUUAUCGGAAUUUUGUCUCGUUUGCAUCAAUUGCUUGAGUUUUCAGGAUUCUAGUUAUUUUUUCUAUUCAAUGCUAAAGCGGUUGGUUGAGCAAACCCCUUGUUCUUUUCGCUCUCUCAGGUUUCUAAUUCCUGGAAGUGAAAUUCCUGAGUGGUUCAAUAAUCAUAGUGUGGGAGACUCGAUAACUGAGAAGUUACCUUCAUAUGCAUGUAAUAAUAAGUGGAUUGGGUUUGCUGUGUGUGCUCUAAUUGCACCAAAAGACAAUCCAUCUGCUGUUCCUGAAGACGGUCGUUUAGAUCUUGGUAUCUUGUGCGUUACUUGUACUUGGAACGGAGAUGGUUUGGCAGGUCUUGGUAUCUGUGCAAAACAAACUGUUUCAGAUCACCUUUUUUUACUUGUUGUGCCUAGUCAUCACUGGAAACAUCGGAACCGUCUGGAGGACACAUGCAAUGGGGUUACCUUUGUCUUCGGAAGCACUGGAACUGCAGGAAACAACAGAUGCUUGCAGGUAAAGAAAUGUGGGGCCCGUGUACUGUACGAGCACGAUACGGGUGAGCUGAUCAGUAAAAUGAACCAAUCCAAGAGCAACAUUUCACUUUACGAGGCUAUGGAUGAACAAGAAGGUACCAUGGUCAAGGCAACACAAGAGGCAACAACAAGCGGAAGAGGUUGCUCUGACGACGAAUAUUACUCUACAGAAGAAUGA
Molecule: messenger RNA, 3384 nt
Organism: Rosa chinensis
Lineage: Eukaryota; Viridiplantae; Streptophyta; Magnoliopsida; Rosales; Rosaceae
Product: disease resistance protein RPV1-like
Exons: 5
Coding region: 1-3384 (1127 amino acids)
Biological process (GO): signal transduction; defense response
Molecular function (GO): ADP binding; protein binding
Source: RefSeq, a predicted model, not a curated record